Paramisgurnus dabryanus is the source of this 3046-nucleotide messenger RNA. It is a transcript of the gene mtdha, whose product is annotated as metadherin a. Gene Ontology annotation, cellular component: nucleus. Gene Ontology annotation, molecular function: transcription coregulator activity. Gene Ontology annotation, biological process: negative regulation of apoptotic process; positive regulation of angiogenesis; positive regulation of canonical NF-kappaB signal transduction. The record is from RefSeq and is a predicted model, not a curated record. Lineage: Eukaryota; Metazoa; Chordata; Actinopteri; Cypriniformes; Cobitidae.
UCUCUUCACUGAAGUCCUGUUGGCAGUAGUACUUCACUCUCUGUCUGCAGCUCGUGUCCGUCUGUUAAAAAUGGACUGGCAAGCCCUUGCCACUCAGCGAGCCGAAUACGUGUCAGACCGUCUUCGCGGGCUACUGUCCUCCGGCCUAGGCUUCCUCCGAACCGAGCUGGGGGUCGAUCUCGGCUUAAAGCCUGAGAAGUACCCGUCAUGGGCGAUUUUGAGCACGGCGCUCAUCGCCCUGACUGUGCUGCUGCUGGUCGCGGCCUGCGGACGAAGAAAGCGUCGAGCGGCUCCGGUUAGCGGUACCAGGAGUCCCACCACCGCCUCCGAGACCCAGAUCAAACCCACCGUGACACCAAAGACAGUGAAGGCCGAACCGAGCGAACCGAAGAAAAAGAACAAAAAGAAAGCAGCUGACAAGCAAAAGGCCCAGGCGAAUGGACAGACAGUGGCUGAACCGAAGGAGGAAAUCAAAGAAAUCAAAGUCACCGAGGAGAAAAAGAAAACCCCUCCUGUAGCAGCACCAGCACCAGUACAACCUCCUGCUGAUAUAAAGGCUAAGAAAAACAAGAAGAAACCAAAACCAGAGGUGAAGUCGAGUCAAGAUGUUUCCUCCUCUGAUGGCAAGGAACCUGAUGAAGCAGGUGCUUGGGAGACGAAGGUUAGCCAUCGAGAGAAACGUCAGCAGCGUAAAAAAGAGAAGGGUCCUGGCGACAGCCCCGGGAGCCCUGAUAGCAGCGACCGUGCCAGCUCGAAGGUGGAGCAGCCACCGCCUGCAGCCACAGCAAGCACCAAGAAGAACAAAGAGUCAUCACGUCCCAAGUCUGCAAAGAUCGAAGCUGUCGUAGCCCCAGUAGUGACAUCCAACCGGAAUGAUGCAAACGCGGUAAAUGGAGGAGGGUGGAUAGAAGUGCCAGUGAAGCACCAAACCCAAGCGAACACUUCAAACAAUGAGAAGCGGUCUGUUCCUAAAAAGGCUCCUGUACCCAAGAACCGUGAGAACUCCUGGAAACUAGAAUCAGAGGGGACAUUGACCGGUUUGGAUUCAAGAAUUAAAGCUGAACUGAAACCAGUAAAUUUUACAAUGCUUGGAUUGAACACAUCAGGUGGAGAGCCUGCGUCUCAACCUAAAAUUGAAAUGUGCAGUGAUGCUGUUGCCAGCGAGUGGUCCAGCUUCAAUGGUCUUGUAGACCCAAGUUCAGACUGGAACCCCCCAACUGAGAUAUGGGGCAAUUAUGAAGAGCCCAAAGUGGAUGCUCCUGUUCUCAAAGAGGUGCCAGUCUCAAAGCCACUUGUGGAAUCAAAUGAUGACAAAGAUAAUGCAGAUCCUGCUGGAGGUAGCAAAUCCAAGAGAAGAAAGAAAAAGAAGAGACCAGAGGAGGAGAGUUCAGCCACUGAGGUGAUCCAAGAGCGUCCUGCUCCUGCGGAGAAGAGCGUGACUGUGAAGCCCCAUCCUCCUCAUGUUCCAAAGGAGGUGGUGUCUAAGCAAAACGUCCCUCCACCAUCCACACAAAAGAAAUCUGAUCAGAAUUUGGAACCACAGAAGCAAGUUCAGAAGAAAAAGGCCAGAAGAGAAACAUGAACCCUGAAUUUCGCCCAAGAGCGCUUAUGCAAACCGUUUGUUUAUGCAAUAAUUUCACAGUACAGGAUUUUAUACUGAAUGAAUAAAUUUACUGUGCUUUUAAAUAAUUCCAAAAUCGCAUCAAAUCUGAGUUGUAAGAACUCAGUAAAAAAUAAAUUCAACUUUAGAGUAAAGGUGAAGAGUCCAUUGGGCUGGAACACUAUACUUACGUGCACUAUUGUGCUACACUGAGAUUUGUUUUCAUUCUUGAUAUCAGACAAACUUUCAGUGGAGCCAUUCAUAAUCAUUAUUUUACAAACGGCUACUAAACUCAUUUGGGAAAUUAAGGACGUUUUUCGUCGUUUUUACAUCAUUGCUGUCCCUGCGGCACUUUGUACCGCUGAAUUGCACUUGCUGCAAGUUUGCUGAAGUGUUGCAGUUAGUGUUAGAAGCCACAGGAAGGCGCUGCGAGUCAGUGACAUAGGUAGAAGUUCUUCUGUGACUUUAGCUGGAACGGUAACAGGUGGAUGUAUUACUGUAAUCCUGUAGAUCAGUACGGUUAAAGACGUAAGAAACGGUUAUAUUGCAGAGAAUCUGAGAGUUUUUUUUUUUAAUGCUAAACCUAUUUUCUUAGAGCUUUUCUUCCGUCCUGAGUAUAUAUAUUUUACCCAUGUAAUUGAGUGGGUGGAUCAUGGAGAUGUUCAGAGUUAAGUCUUCUUUUUUUUUUAUCAACUGUCUCUAAUGCUUUACUUCUCGCAACUUAAACUAGAAAAAGCCACGCCAUAUGUAUAGAAAUAUAAGGGCUUUUUUCUAUGGUAAAACUAUUUGUAAUUGCACUGUGCUGAAGGUUGUAAAAAUCCCAUGUGUAUUUACUUUUUUAAUCUUGCACAAUUUGAACAUUUAAUUUUUUUUUUUGUUUCGACUGAGAUAGUUUGUUGGUUUAUUUCGAUUGAUUGGUGAUUAGAGCAGCUUUAAUUCCAUGACACUAAAAUCGUAUCAGUUUCAGGAAUCUGUUGCCUUAAUCUAUACUUAGUAGUGUAUGCUUUUAUUUCUCUCAUUUUAAAUCUUUUUAAUACAAGGUGUGACAUUGAUUCAUUCAUUUCAAAUCUGAUUGAUGUCAGUGUUGCACUUGCAUGGAUUUAAUAAUCAUUUAUAGUGAUGAACAAUGUCCUGAUUCUCUGUCCACUCGUGCAAGUACCUCUCACUGUAAAUAGGCUUUAAUGCAUAAUGAAUGGAUAUGGGGUAGAGGGGAUUUUAAAUUCAUAUUUGGGUUGAAUUCUUGGUGUUUACCCCAUGGUCAUUUUGUACAUUUCUGUGUUUCUGAGGCAUGUUGAGCUUGCCUCAGGUGCCUGCCUUAGUUUGUCAAUCUAGAGAUAAUUCAACAUGUAUUUCUACUAGUUUAUGGAUUUAAGAAUGUUCAUGUUUGCGUAAGUCAAUGCAAUAUUUCCAUGUUGAUUUGUUAAAUAAAUGAAAAUUGCUAUUUGA